AUGCCCAACACCAACACUUUUACCAAUAAAUUUUCAAAUUCCAAAAGCUCAAAUGCUUCAUCUAAAUCAAACCUACCAUCACCACUCAAACAAACAACUAAAACACUUUCGAUUCCUCGAUCAUCCGCAACCACGGCCGCGGCGGUUACAAAUCGCUGUACUCCCCCCACGCGCAAUACCACCAGCAACUCGCCGCAACGUACCAACAAUAAGAACAUUAUACCCUCCUCCUCUCCCGCACCGCAAGCCGAUAACACACACGCUACUGCCGUUAUCGCGACUCACACUAAUUACGACAACUCGACCAGUCCACAGACAUCAUUAGCCAAUACCUCCAGUACUACAUUAAUCAAUAACACAGAUAAUAAUAUAAAUUCCACAUAUGCAGCUGUCACGGAUAUAAUCCCGAGCAGGGAUCACGCCAUCGUUUUUAAUUCUAUAGAUGGUGUACCCCAAAUACAAUACAUUUUAGCGAUCGGAAAAAUAGUACAACCCAAUAACAUAAAAUUCGUCUCAAGAAUAUCAAAUAAUCGUUUUUGUAUUUUCUUGUCAAAUAAGCAAAUUUUGGACAACUUAAUGCAAACAACAAAUCAUAUUAAAAUUCACGACCAUGUUAUUCAAAUACGCAGACUUAUAAAUCCAGCAAAAAGAUUUAUCAUAUCUAAUGUAUGUCCAUCUAUACCAAGCCAAGCAAUUGUAGAUGCCCUAAAAAAUUUAAAUAUUGUUCCAAUCUCACAAAUUACACACCUUAAAGCCGGAAUCAAGGUAGAAGGCUAUGAACAUAUAAUGAGUUUUCGCCGCCAAAUUUAUAUAAAUUACGAUGAUGUCCCUAAGCUCCCUAGCUCAUUAAUAAUCAACGUAAACGAUAAUCAAUUCAGAAUAUUUUUCACUGACGACAAAAUAACUUGUUUUUUAUGUAAAUCGGUUGGCCACACCACAACAAACUGUAAUAAGAACACUGAAGAUAAAUUUAAAAGUGAUCAUCCGUCUGUCUCCAAUGCAACCAACACUCUUGAUAUUACCACUGAAGCACAAAUAGAAGACACUCUCCCACCCUCAACACCAGAUUCAGAAUUCCUUGAAAAAAUCACUACGGACUGGUCCAAUGAACCAGAGCCAUCUUCACUAUCAAGCAUCACUCCGGAGGUAUCCCAUGACUCACCUCUAAACGAGACCUAUAAAAGACCUUUCUCCGAAUCGUCAUCCUCAAAACCCCCCUCCUCACCAAGCAAUCUAAACUCCCCCACGACCAUUCCGAUCAAGGAAAACGCCAAAAAAAAACCCAAAAUACGUUCGCGAUCAAACUCGUCAAACAGACAAGAAAACGCCUUUGAAGAGGGCCUAAAAACAGUGGAAGAAUUUUUCACCACCAACGAUACCUCACCAAUUACUUUCCUUCAAUUUAGAUACAUCCUAGAUAAUUUUACUCUCAAAUCAAUGAACAUUCACACGCUGACCAAAAAUGCAAAUACCGAUUUAAUCUCUCUAAUGAACUUAAUAGACUCGAUUCGAGAUAUAGUAAAGGAUCGUAAACUCAAAUUACGCCUUUCAAAGCUAGCACAACUCCUGUUCCAAGCACUACCCCCUCAAGAUUCCCUUGCAUAA
This is a messenger RNA of Macrosiphum euphorbiae (potato aphid), 1605 nucleotides long. The record is from the annotation of a GenBank genome assembly. Lineage: Eukaryota; Metazoa; Arthropoda; Insecta; Hemiptera; Aphididae.